GCCAACCAGCGGGUGUAACAUCAAGUGAAGAGACACCGAACGGAGGAAAAAGAUAAAACAAUUAUCCUCUCUCUAUACUUUACGUAUCAGCAGCGGAGAAGACACCCGGCCACGUCCUCCCGUCUUCCGCAGGAUGAGUGUCGGUGCUCCGAGAGGCCUGGCCAGCUCGGGGCAGAAGCCCAUCGCGGAGAUCCUCCACCCACUGUCCGCCGCCGAGGAGCAGCUCUCCGUCUCCGUCACCGUCGGAGGGGACAAGGAAUCGGGGAUGACCAACGGCACGCCGGUAGAGACGUCGAGUCCCGCCUCCACGUCGUCGCUGUUCAACAGGCUGCAGCUGGACGACGAUCUGGAAGCGGAUGUGCGGGACCCCUACGCAGAAUCCUCAGAGACCCGAGACCUUUUCGUCACAGUCGACGACCCAAAGAAGCACGUGUCCACCAUGGAGACCUACAUCACCUACAGAGUCUCCACCAAGACAUCACGGGUAGAGUUUGACCUGCCUGAGUACUCUGUGCGACGGCGCUACCAGGACUUUGACUGGCUGAGGAUCAAGUUGGAGGACAGCCAGCCAACCCACCUCAUCCCUCCGUUGCCGGAGAAGUUUGUGAUGAAGGGCGUGGUGGAUCGUUUUUCAGAGGAGUUUGUGGAGACGAGGAUGAAAGCUCUGGACAAGUUCCUGAAGCGAGUUGCCGACCACCCCGUACUCUCCUUCAACCCAUAUUUAAACACUUUCCUAACUGCCAAGGACCUGAACAAGCGUCAGGGUCUGGCCCUGCUGACCAAGGUGGGCGAAUCGGUGAAGCACGUGGCCGGAGGCUACAAGCUGCGGGCGCGGCCGGCCGAGUUCUGCGCCAUGGGAGAAUACCUGGACACCUUCAACCAGAAACUGGGAACCAUCGACCGCAUUGCUCAGAGGAUCCUCAAAGAGCAGUCGGAGUACCUGACAGAGCUUCGUGAGUACGGCACCGUGUACUCCAGCUGGGUGGGAUCAGAGGAAGAGCUGCGGCGACCUCUGGAGGGCGUGGCCGGCAGCGUGACGACGUGCUGCGGGGCACUGGAGGACCUGGGUGACAGCAUGAGCCAGGACUUCCUGCCUGUACUCAGAGAGUACGUCCUCUACAUAGAGUCCAUGAAGAACGUUUUGAGGAAGCGAGACCAGAGCCAGGCGGAGUACGAGGGCCGACUAGAAGCAGCCGUAUUACGCAAACAGGAGGACAGAACGCCAAUGCCAGUUGAGGUAGAGAAAUGCCAGGACAAAGUGGAGUGUUUCAACGCUGACCUGAAGGCCGACUGGGAACGCUGGCAGAGCAACAAGAGACAAGACUUCAAACAGCUUCUCACCGGCAUGGCCGACAAAAACAUCAACCACUAUGAAAAGUGCCAAGCAGGGUGGGAGUCACUCAUAACUGUCCUCCAGGACAAACAGACUGAAGACAAAACGAGCGAGACGAACUGAAACAUCUCCUCAUGCCCUUGGCCCCCCUCUCUUUCUCUCUCUCUUUCUCUCUCUCUGUCUCUCUCUCUCUCUGUAUAACAAACUCUCUCAUGCCAAGGAAAAGGACCAACCAGGCAGCAGAUUUGAACUGCUGGACUUUGCCCCUGUUCUCCAGUGGGCUGAUUGUACGGAGGGGAGUCGUCUCUCUCAGAGAUUUCAGCUGCAAAGGAGGUAACAAAUGGUGCAUUCUAGGACAUUUGGGAAAUAAGAGAGAACUACUCUGUACAGACAUUUUCCCUUUUUUGUUUUUGUUCCUUCUUAAUGACUUUUUCUACUUCAUAUUUCCAAUUAACAGUCGGUUGCCAAUGCCACUGGUGUUUUAUUUAACCGCCGUCUCAGAGAGGCAUGUUUUCCAUCUGUUCUUUCCAAGUCCAAAUUGAGCCAAAUGUGAAGAAUAACUCUUCAGCGCUGAAGAAAACGGAUAAGAUCACGAAAUGUUGCACGAGUGUGAAGAAUGAAGUAGUAUUCAAAGCCCCCCAAUUUUCUUUUCCCUGUCAGGAUGUACAACCCUUUUUAAAAUGUAACACUGAAACAAUACUCAUGCAAUACUCUCAUCUCUUAAAGGCACCAUAUUGACCAUAAAUUUGAAUCUGGUAUCUUAUACCUAAUUUAAGUUUUUGCAAGUUUCAGCCCAUAAACUCUUAUACUUGCCAUUCCUGUUGACCUUUUUUUCACGAGUUAAUGAAUGUUAUAUUUUUUUGAUUUUCCUUGCAACCACUGUUAUAAUGAAAAUUAUCUUGCAGUGACUUGGAACUCUGUGACUCUGUGUCAUCAGAGCUUUGAACUUGUGUUCAACCACAAGAAGCGCAAUGAGCGUAGAAAAAGCAGGAGUAGCGAGAAAUGUCAAAACAAAAAACACACUGAUCGAUCCUCAAAGGGAAAUUUCAGGAUGUAUUUUUGAUCCACAUCUUAACAGAUAAAUGGACACGAAGCAAAGCCAAAAGCGAAGUGUGGUGCCUUCGAUUGUUUAGCCUAAUCAGGGAAGUGACUCUGUUAGGGGUCAUUGUGUGCUUUUUAGCACAGAUUUGGUUAUACAUUUGUGUUUUGAGCUCCGUGUAGCAGCACCACCUGGUGGUCAACAUGAUAAUAGUUUUCAUACUUUUGAAACCGGUGGCUUAACAGUGUGCUCCUUCUGUUUGGUUUCUCAUGAUAUCACUUUUUUUUUUUUUUUUUUUUUUUUUU
Molecule: messenger RNA, 2677 nt
Organism: Anoplopoma fimbria (sablefish)
Lineage: Eukaryota; Metazoa; Chordata; Actinopteri; Perciformes; Anoplopomatidae
Gene: snx30
Product: sorting nexin family member 30
Exons: 9
Coding region: 134-1456 (440 amino acids)
Molecular function (GO): phosphatidylinositol binding
Source: RefSeq, a predicted model, not a curated record